Diaporthe batatas is the source of this 1743-nucleotide messenger RNA. RefSeq lists its product as uncharacterized. The record is from RefSeq and is a predicted model, not a curated record. The coding region runs from base 1 to 1743 and encodes 580 amino acids. The transcript is spliced from 3 exons. Lineage: Eukaryota; Fungi; Ascomycota; Sordariomycetes; Diaporthales; Diaporthaceae. Gene Ontology annotation, molecular function: flavin adenine dinucleotide binding; oxidoreductase activity, acting on CH-OH group of donors.
AUGAACCCACAGGCAUCAAUGUGCCGCAUUCUCAUGGUCCUUUUAUCAGAGGCCAUAAUCACGACUGCAACAAGCUUUGACUACGUGAUUGCAGGCGGUGGAACUUGCGGCCUGCUUCUCGCCAACCGCCUGUCCGAGGAUCCAAAUGUAUCCGUUGCUGUGAUCGAGCCAGGUGAAGACACACGGAAUAACCCUAAUGUCACUGAUGCAGGCAACUUUAUCACCGCUUUGGGUACCUCAAUCGACUGGGCCUAUCCCUCCACAGCCCAGCCAGGCGCAGCAAACCGGUCAUUCAGUUUUCACUCUGGCAAGGCCAUUGGGGGGACGAGCACUAUUAAUGGAAUGACUUACGUCAGGGCGGACGCUGCAGAAAUUGACGCCUGGGAGGCUCUUGGAAAUAAAGGGUGGAACUGGGAUACACUGUUCCAAUAUUACAAACGGACUGAGCGGUUUACACCCCCCACGACCGCACAAGAAGACGCUGGUGCCAGCUUUGAGCCGCAAUCCCAUGGGUAUCAAGGCGAAUUACAUGUGGGGUAUCGAUACGCUAUUCCUAAUGGCUCCUUUCCAGGAAUUGUGCAGACAACGUGGGAAAGCUUGGGAUACCCACUAAACCCCGACGUGAACAGUGGCGACACUCGUGGUUUUGACGUGUGGCCUAUGACCAUCGACAGAAACCCUGACUUGAGGUGGGAUUCUGCAAGAGCAUAUUACUACCCAGUUGAGGGCCGAGCGAAUCUCGUCCUUUUCCAGGGCACUGCACUCAACAUCGAAUGGGAAGAAGAUGGAAUAGACGGGGUCAUGUCAGCCACUGGCGUGCGAUAUGUUGACCGCAAUAAUCAAACGGUCACUCUGGAUGUCAGUAAAGAAGCGAUCAUUUCUACCGGAGCACUUCGGACCCCUCUUCUCCUCGAAAUGUCUGGAAUUGGCAAUCCAAGCGUCCUCCAAGAACUUGGUAUCGAAGCCAUUAUCGAUCUGCCUGGAGUCGGCGAGAAUCUGCAGGAGCAACCGAACAGUAACCUCAUCUAUGUGCCAACACACAACGUCACUGGGUAUACUACCUAUGCAACCUUUGCGAAUGCUGAGGACCUCUUCGGAGCCGAGACAGCGGCUGUCUCGAGCGACGUGGGCUCCAAGCUGACUGCAUAUGCUGAAAAUGCCGCUUCCCAAGGGGGGUUGAACGCCUCUGCCAUUGAGAAAAUUCUUCGGAUACAGCAUGACUUGAUCUUUAACAAGAAGGUUACCAUAGGCGAGACUAUCACAGCAUCAUCUUCAGGUUUUCUGCUGACUGCCUGGUGGUGUCUAUUGCCCUUCUCCCGGGGACGGGUGCACCUCGCCUCCAUCGAUGCAUACGACUCCCCAAUGAUCGAUCCGCAAUACUUUGCGGCAGACAUAGAUAUGACUACCCAAGUGGCUAUCGGAAAGCAGGCCCAGUCAUUCUGGCAUGCGAAGCCUGUCGCGGGUAUUACUGCCAAUAACGUCACAGCUGAUCCAUGGUCAGACGAAGAGUGGGUCGGUUUUAUAACCAAUAAUUUCGAACCGAAUUAUCAUCCUAUCGGCACAGCAUCGAUGAUGGCAAGAGAGUUAGGCGGCGUGGUCGACUCGGAGCUCAAGGUUUACGGGACGAGUAACGUGCGUGUGGUAGACGCUUCAGUACUACCAUUACAGCUCAGCGGCCAUUUGACUGCAACCCUUUAUGCUCUGGCAGAAAGGGCGUCACAGUUUAUCAGGACCGCUGCAUAG